This is a messenger RNA of Mesocricetus auratus (golden hamster), 3027 nucleotides long. RefSeq names its product interferon-inducible GTPase 1-like. Gene Ontology annotation, cellular component: endoplasmic reticulum membrane. Gene Ontology annotation, molecular function: GTPase activity; GTP binding. The record is from RefSeq and is a predicted model, not a curated record. Lineage: Eukaryota; Metazoa; Chordata; Mammalia; Rodentia; Cricetidae. Gene Ontology annotation, biological process: defense response; cellular response to interferon-beta. The coding region runs from base 1444 to 2733 and encodes 429 amino acids. The transcript has 2 exons.
AAAAAAUGCUCAGGGCCAGAUACACUCAGUGCAGAAUUCUAUCAGAUAUGUAAGGAACAUCUAAUACCAAUAAUCCUCAAUUAUUCCACAUAAUAGAAACAGAAGGAAUAUUGCCAAACUCUUAUUAUGAGACUGCAGUUACCCUGACACCAAAAAACACCCAAAGACACAGAUAAGAGAAUUACAGACUAAUUUCCUUCACAAACAUAGAUACAAAAAUAUUCAAUAAAAUACUGGCAAAUCGAAUCCAAGAACACAUCAGAAAAUUCAUCCAGCAUUGCCAAGUACGAUUCAUCCCAGAAAUGCAGGGAUGGGUCAACAUAUAACGAUCCCUCAAUGUAAUUCAUCAUAUAAACAAACUUAAAAAGAAAAGGUACAUCAUCAUCUCACUAGAUGCUGAAAAAGCCUUUUAAAGAAUUUAAUAUCCCUUUAUGAUAAAGGUUUGCAAUAGAUGAUAAUUAAUCCAGUGACACAGUUCGCCAAGAUUCAGAGAAUACUAUAUGAAGAAUAAUCGUCCCUAAAUGGAAGAUGUCAAUUCUACCUUUAAAGGCACAGGAAUGGUUGUGGAAGACUGGCUGAAAAGACUGUCAGAGGCGGGGUUGCUGGAUGGUGCCAGGGAAACAAUGUCUUCUGGACACAAUAGGGCAGUUCCACAUGUGAGCACACCAUGCUUGUGACAACAUCUAUAAGACCUGUCAAGCCCAAGCUCUAAUGAAAACCAGCAUAAACAGGAUGUUGAGAAUGACAAGAAUUAAAGAACAUGAAUUUGCAAUCACUAGAAAAUCAGGUUGUAGUCAUAGGGAAGUAAAAUGAGUUGUGUCUUGAAUGAGAAUAAAUUUGGCAUCUCCAAAGGACCGCAGACAAUGUGUUGUGUGAUCACUCAGGCAGCAUUUGUGAAGUCUGUUAUCAGAAAAAUUAUCAUUCAAGAAUUGGAUUCCUGCCUAUCUAGUAGAUACUCCUCUGUGUUCCCCCUCAGUUUCCAAACUCCACAUUCCACAUACAUCAUUAUUUUAGAACUGUUCAGCAUUCACUACCAAGAAAUAAAGAGGUACUAGAAUGAGAAAUAGCUGAUAGUUUCAUUUUCACUUUCUUCUUCUUGGAAAUGCAAGAAAUUCUCAGAAAACAACAAGAUCCGUGAAGUUUAGGGACUGGCCAACACAUACUUAGAAGGAAAGGGCAGACUUCAGAGAGUGCACAAAUUCUGCACAACUGCCUCCAUCCUGCUGCUUUUCCACGAAGAAGCAGGGGUGGGCUGCAAGUGAAGAGACUGAAGCACACAGGAGCGUGAUUCCUGCAGCUGAACCACAGUGAACCCAGACACCAGACCCAGGAUAAUCUGUGAUUUUUUUAAAAAUCCUAAUCCUGGGUCAGUGCUCUUAUGAUACAUCUAAGAAUGGAGGUCUUGAAGAUUUGAAGUCCUGCUUCACUGCCUAUUUAAAGAGGAUGGAUAGAGAAAAGGAAAUCAUUUCUAAGGAAAAUAUCAGUUUAAUAGAAUUUCAUCUGAAAAAAGGAAACAUCCAGGGGGCAAACUCUUUAAUUAGUAAGGCAUUAAAAAAUAUUGAUGAGGCCCCCAUAAGCAUUGCUGUGACAGGAGAGUCUGGGGCAGGGAAGUCCAGCUUCAUCAAUGCCCUGAGGGAGGUUGGACCUGAAGACAAAGGUGCAGCUGAAGUUGGAGUAGUGGAGACGACUAUGGAGAGAACUCCAUACAAACACCCCAAAAUUAAAACUUUGACUUUGUGGGACCUGCCUGGCAUUGGAACUAUGAAUUUUCCACCAAAAGAGUAUCUGGAGAAAGUGAAAUUCCAAGAGUAUGACUUCUUCAUUAUUGUUUCUGCCACACGUUUUACAAAACUUGAACUUGACCUUGCCAAAGCAAUAAGAUUCAUGAAAAAGAAUUACUAUUUGGUGAGAACCAAGAUAGACAUUGAUUUAGAAAAUGAAAAAAACUCGAAGCCACGUACAUUUGACAGAGAGAAGUUCCUGGAGAAGAUCCAAAACUCCUACAUUAAUACCUUGAAGGCAAAUGGCAUGGAUGCACCACAGAUUUUCUUCAUUUCUAGCAGAAAUUUAUCUGGCUACGAUUUUCCACGCCUGAUGAAGACCCUGGUAAAGGAUCUUCCUGCUCAGAAGCGCCACAAUUUUAUGAUUUCCUUGUCCAAAAUUACAGAGGCAGCCAUUGACAGAAAACGAAAGUCUAUGCAGCAGACUAUCUGGCUGGAAGCCUUCAAGGCUGGACUGCUGGCUACUGUUCCUGCCGUGGGAAUCCUCAGGGAUGAUGUGGAGAAGCUGAAGGUGAAGUUAGACCACUAUCGAGUCCUCUUCGGAGUGGAUGAUGAAUCCCUGGAAGUCAUGGCUAAGAAUUCCCAAGUGCCUAUUGAACAACUGAAAAAACUCAUUAAGUCUCCUUAUUUGUUGGAAACUAAGGAAACAGAAACAUUAGAGGGGAAUCUUUUGAAAUAUUUGGAGAAAUUUGCCUCAGUUAAUGGUGGGCUCCUUGCUACAGGACUUUACUUUAGGAAAACCUUUUACCUUCACCUUCUUUUCCUUGACACAGUGACUGAAGAUGCCAAAGUUCUCCUCAGAGAGAUGUAUUCAAAAGCUUGUUCAAACUUAAGUCACACACAGCUAAGGACCAUGGAUAAGUGCUACUCUUUCCUCAUGUCCAUGACAGGAUUUGUUGUCAUUUGUUUUGUUUUGUUUUAUCUUGGGCUUUGGGAAUGGAAUAAGGUGUAAUCUUCAAAUAGGGUUUAAAUUCAGAUUUUUUAAUUUUACUAUAAAACACAUAAUUAUUGACAAAUAGUUAGUUCUACAAUAGCCUGUUUAUAAAAUUAUUUGUGAGACUAGGCCUCCAAUACAGGCUUUAUACAUGAUAGACAAGCAUUUUAUCACUAAACUACAUACCUCACAUUGUACUAGCUUUUAGAUUUAAAUAAGCAAAUAAACCAAUAAUUUAACUAUUAAGGAAUUCUCAUAUAAUUUAAUUUAAUUGCCAUAUCUGUCCUUCCAAUAAAGAAAUUAUGAAAAGUA